CCGGCGAUUCCAUCUCGACACACGACCCAACCUUCAUCCCGAUCACCAACGGUCCUUUGCAAACGAGCGUAAUCGCACGCGCGUGAGAAAAAAAAAGAGAGGGAAGACAAGAGAAGGAGAGACAGGGACAAGAACCUCCCACGCGUUCUUUCUUUCGUUCUCCGAUCGAUCGCGAAGUUCGCGCGAACCGGUGAGAGCCGAUCCGCGAGACAAGGAGCAAGACAAGCCGAGAAGAGAUCGUCCCGCUGUGCCCAACGUCGACUCGACUGGCAAGAGUUCUUCCACGUUCCACGGAGGAGAGAAAAAAAAACCUACAUAUCACAAUGAUAAAAUUCACUGUGGUAACGAUGGUAUGUCUUUUGGGGCUGAAAAUGAUCGCUGCCAUGCCAGUGGCCGAUCAUCACGAGGGCCACCCUCCGCAGCCAGUGGCCGAUCAUCACGAGGACCACGUUCCGCAGCCAAUUGAUGAGAAGACCGCGGUGAAAUCUCUGAAGGCGGCGGAGACGGCCGUGCAGAGCAGCCUAUCCGAAUCUGUAGCAGCUAGCCAACCAGCACAAGCAGCGGCUGAACAACCCGCUGCGGUUAACGAGCCUGCCGUGAGGAGCAGCGAAUCUGCUAGCGACGAAGCCAAGCCGGCCGAGGCGAAACAGGACGAGCCAUUGCAACCACAGCAGCCGACAGCAGCGGUGUCCGAGGAGGCUCAGGCGCAGCCCAAGUCCUCCGAGGAACAACUCGAGGAGAAGGAAGAGCCGAAAGUAUUGGCCACCGAAAAGAAACAAGAGCCAGAGACCCUGAAGGAAGCGGCAUCCGAGACGAAAGAAUCCGUGCAGCUCGCGCCGCAGGAACAACCGGCUGAAAUCCCAGCAGAAAAGAAAGAGGAAAACGUAGCCGUCGAAAGUAAAAGCGCGGAGCAGGCGGUCGAACCUGCGGCCGAGAAGCCUGUAGCCAUCGAGAAACGCGCUGAUGGCGCUGCUGAGAAGAAGAUCGCUGUUGACGAAGAGCCGAAAGAGGAGAAGAAGCUGGAGGAGCCGGUACAGCCAGCUGCGAAAAAGGAAGAGGAAAUUCCCGCGGUCGCUGCCACCGAGGAAAAGAAGGUUGAAUCGAAAGCCGAACUACCGAAGGAAUCUGAAGGUCACUCGCUCGCCCACGCCAAGAUCGAUGACAAGCCCGACCGUGUGACCCGCGAUGCCGAGGAAUCCGCUGCGCCCGCCGCCGCUGCCGCCGCCGUCGCCGCCGCUGCAGCAGCUCCCGCUGCAGCAGCAGCUCCUGCCGCUCAGGAACCUGUUCAGGUGCAGGAGAAAUCCGCGCCUAUCGCCGAGGCCGAGCAAAACGCAGCGCAAGCAGCCGCGCCGGUAGAGGAGCCGAAACCAGCUGAGAAGAGCGAGAAGAUCGAAAAGAGCGAACAGCUGGAGACAGCACCCGCCGAGCAGCCAGCUGUCAAAGUCGAGGAACCGGCCAAAAGCGAGGAGAAGGUUGCUGAAGUAGCUGCUGAGAAAGAGGCCGAAAAAGAACCGAAGAGUGCCGACUCUCCUGUCCAACAAGUGGAAGCGGCGAAGGAACAACAGCUCGCACAGCCUCAGGAGUCCAGCCAGAUCAAACGAGAUGCGGCGGAAGCGCCGGAGCAGCCUCAGGCCAAGUCGGACCUUCCGGCCGCUGAGGAGCAACAGCAGCAGCAGCAGCAGCUGGCCCAACAACAGCAACCACAACAGCAACUGCAGGAAAUCGCUAAAGAGGUGAAGGAACGCUCCGACGAUUCCUCCGAAGAGAAGUCCUCCGAGGACAGCAAGGAGGACACCAAGAGCAGCGAGGAGGAAAAGUCUUCCGAGGAGCAGAAGAACGCCAAACCGAAGCUCGGGGAAUUGCUCCCGAAACCCGAGCAGUAAAUCUUGGCACGGGGAGGGUUUGAUUGAUGAGUAACCUCAGCAGCGCGGCAGCAACAGCAGCAGCAGCAUCAUCUCGAGGAGAAGAAGAAGGAAGUAAACUGCUCCUCGGGACGAGCUCAGGCAUCGACGUCUCUAGCCACCGGGACGUGGGCACGAGUUCGUCGCGAGAAAACUGGAGCAGAAGUGAGAAAGAAAGAUGUAUGUAUGUGUGUCUGUGUGUGAGUGUGGGGGUGUGUGUGUGUGUGUGUGUGUGUGUGUGUGUGUGUGUGUGUGUGUGCGCAUACGUAUGUAUGUUGUGAAAGAGCGAGAAUGCGAAUGCCAGGAUAAGAAGCACUCUCAGCGAUAAAUCCAGAAAAUGUGAAAAUACUGCACAGUGUGAAUGUCGGAGAAAGAGAAAAAUAAAGAGAGAGGGCGAGAGAAAGAGAGAGAAAGAGAGAGUGCGAAAGAGCGAUCCCAUCGACCCCCAUCAAUCUUUCUAUAGGGUACGGUUAUCUGAUCUUCGACGGCGCACUACGAUCUCGGUAGCGCAUUUCCGGGAGCGCAGGACGAUCGCGUGUUACCGAAUGCUGCGACACGUGAGCGAACGACACCGUGUAUCGAUCGUAUCUUCGGUACGUGGUGAUCGACGCCCGUGAUCCGGUGGCGUCCCGGUGAACAUCGCAAGAUGGCAGACGGAGAACACGCGGCGGUCCAUCACAGAAUGCCGGCUCGGCCUGGCUCCGAGUCGGCAUUCUCGUUCGUCCCGGUGGACAUCGCGAUCUGUCCGCGGGGACGAACUCUGCUCCCCCCCCCUCUCCUUCCCCCCCCAUUCAAUAUCUUUCAUUCCCUUUAUGGAACUCCCAUCCCUUGCGUCCCAUCCGAGAAUGACA
Molecule: messenger RNA, 2752 nt
Organism: Trachymyrmex septentrionalis
Lineage: Eukaryota; Metazoa; Arthropoda; Insecta; Hymenoptera; Formicidae
Gene: bnb
Product: probable serine/threonine-protein kinase kinX
Exons: 3
Coding region: 324-1883 (519 amino acids)
Source: RefSeq, a predicted model, not a curated record